AUGAACUCUCUAGCAGCAUUCUUCGCUGCUCUUUCCGGCAAGUACUUAGCUCGAUCAUUAGGAGGAGGUGCUAGAAUGAAGACUUACAGGGGAAUGCUGCUCCUUUCAGUGAUGCUAGUAGCUACAUUGUCUUGGGCAGCAAGGGAAACAAGCGAAGUCAUGGAACCGGCGCACCAUUGUCCGGACCACGACGACGGCGAUUAUUACAGGUGCAGAGGUAGAUUUAACGGGGGUGGAGGUCCCAACAUCGGUGAUGGAAGUGGCGGUAACUUUGGUGGAGGCAACGGCGGUAACUUUGGUGGUGGUGGAGGAAACUUUGGAAACGGGGGAGGGCCUGGUUCCAACUUUGGGGGUGGAACUGGGGGGAGCUUUGGAAAUGGCGGUGGUGGCCCGGGUUCCAACUUCGGGGGUGGUGGAAGCUUUGGGAAUGGAGGUGGUGGCCCGGGUUCCAACUUUGGAGGUGGUGGUCCGGGUUCCAAUUUUGGAGGUGGAAGUGGAGGGAGUUUUGGCAAUGGAGGUGGUCCGGGUUCGAACUUUGGUGGUGGAAGUGGAGGGAAUUUUGGCAAUGGAGGUGGUCCGGGUUCUAACUUUGGUGGUGGAAGCGGAGGGAGUUUUGGCAGUCCUGGAGGGAACAUCGGCAGUGGAGGAGGCAGCGGAAUUGGUGGUGGAAGCGGAGGGAGUUUUGGCAGUCCUGGAGGGAACAUCGGCAAUGGAGGAGGCAGUGGAAUUGGUUUUGGUAGCCCGAAUGCUGGCGGAGGUGAUGCGUCUGGGAGCAGCGGUGGUAACUCAGGUCUAAGAAUCGGUUUCUACUCGUCAUCGUGUCCAAAUGCGGAGAGCAUUGUGCGAGCUGCCUUCUCUGGAAAUUUUAUUACCGAUCCAACAGCACCCGCAGCACUCCUUCGGCUGGCUUUUCACGACUGCCAAGUCGGGGGUUGCGACGCGUCCAUCUUGCUCGACUCGAAAGGUUCCAUCAAAAGCGAGAGAGACUCGGACAAGAACUUUGGCAUCCGCCGCUUGGAUUUCAUCGACAGGAUCAAGUCGAUGCUGGAGGCUGCCUGUCCGGGAGUCGUCUCGUGCGCGGACAUCAUCGUUCUGGUGGCCAGAGAAUCCAUCGUCUUCACCGGAGGCCCGACAAUCCCCGUGCUCACAGGAAGAAGAGAUGGCACAGCCGCUUCCAACGCCGCAGCCGACAGGCUGUUGCCUCCAGCAACCGUAAGCGUCGACAACUUCAUCAGCCUCUUCGCAUCCAAGGGCCUCUCUCUCGACGAAAGCGUUGCAAUCAUCGGAGCUCACACAAUUGGAGUUGGGCACUGCGUCAACAUUGUGAAUCGGCUCUAUCCAAACCAGGACAGUAAGAUCGGCCUCCUGUUCGCGAGCCGGCUGAGAGUCCAGUGCCCGACGGCCAAUCCCCGGAUGCUCAACAACAUUACAGUGAUCAACAACGAUAUGACCAACCUCGUGUUUGACAACCAGUACUUCCGGGACCUUAUGAACGGGCAGGGGCUCUUCACCAUCGAUUCGGAGCUUGCGCUGGACAGCCGCACGUCGCCAGUGGUGGCGCGCUUCUCCACGAACCAGCAGCUCUUCCUCGACACAUUCUCUUCGGCUUUCGUCAAGCUCACGUCCAGCAAUGUCUUGACGGGACAGAGUGGACAGGUUCGAAAGUACUGCCACUCGGUGAACUAGAUUUAUAGAGUAUUGGGAGACGCCAUUUUGGAUGUUGCUUCUUGUUCAGAGUUUAGAAGUUGCAUUUGGCUUCCACAAAUAUUCUAUGGAGUUGUAGAAUUAGUCUUUUGACUUAGCACUUAUAUGAUAUUUAUGUUAUUUUGGAAGAUUUUGUUUGAGUAAAAUUAUUAUUGAGAAAAAA
Selaginella moellendorffii is the source of this 1867-nucleotide messenger RNA. RefSeq names its product peroxidase 29. Gene Ontology annotation, biological process: response to oxidative stress; hydrogen peroxide catabolic process. The record is from RefSeq and is a predicted model, not a curated record. Lineage: Eukaryota; Viridiplantae; Streptophyta; Lycopodiopsida; Selaginellales; Selaginellaceae. The transcript has 3 exons. The coding region runs from base 1 to 1686 and encodes 561 amino acids. Gene Ontology annotation, molecular function: peroxidase activity; heme binding.